Molecule: messenger RNA, 6542 nt
Organism: Mobula hypostoma (lesser devil ray)
Lineage: Eukaryota; Metazoa; Chordata; Chondrichthyes; Myliobatiformes; Myliobatidae
Gene: dph6
Product: diphthamine biosynthesis 6
Exons: 15
Coding region: 488-2566 (692 amino acids)
Biological process (GO): protein histidyl modification to diphthamide
Molecular function (GO): diphthine-ammonia ligase activity
Source: RefSeq, a predicted model, not a curated record
GCAGCGAGGGAGAAGAUAGAAGGCGGCAAGGAGAGAGAGGAGGAAAGAAGGAGAGAGAGAGAGAAGGACGGGUAGAAAGUGGAGACAGAAGAGAGGAGGGGUAUUUGAACAAGCGAGAGAGGGAAGGCAGGAAGAGGAGGAAGUGAAUGAGAAAGGAGUGCGAAAGAGCUAAAGAAAAUUAUUGUGGGUUUAAGGACAGUGAGAGUGAAAUAGACGAGAGAGAGAGGGAAGUAAAAGAUACCGAGAGAAACAACAGAGAGGGAGUAUGACCAAAAGUAAUAAAAUCAGAGAUCUGAAAGAAGAAUGGAUAAAUAAAUAAAGUUCAACAGAAAUAUUGGAGGACAGGAAUUAAGGGGAGAGAGAAAAAGAGAAACCAGGACAGUUGAGACAGGGUGUGUUGGCCAAGCACUCAAAGAGAGGUUAAACACAAUACUCUACUAACUCAGUAAACUUGAAAAUCCUGUCUCAUUCAUUCCUUCUGAUCAAAAUGAGAGUAAUCGCUCUAGUCAGUGGUGGAAAGGACAGCUGUUACAAUAUGAUGCAGUGUGUGGUGGCUGGACAUGAAGUGGUGGCUUUAGCUAAUUUAAGACCUGCCAAUCAUAAAGAUGAGCUUGACAGUUACAUGUAUCAGACAGUGGGACAUGAAGCUAUGGAUCUGUAUUCAGAAGCUACUGGCCUCCCACUGUAUCGACACACUAUCAAAGGGAGUUCUUUAUCAAUUGGAAGAGACUACACAGAAUAUGAAGGCGAUGAAGUGGAAGACCUCUAUCAUCUUUUGAAACAGAUCAAGGAAAAGGAAGCAGCGGAAGCAGUUUCAGUUGGUGCCAUUCUUUCUGACUACCAGCGUGUUAGAGUGGAAAAUGUGUGCAAGCGACUUAAUCUCCAGCCUUUGGCUUACCUCUGGCGUCGAAACCAGGAAGAUUUGCUGAGAGAAAUGAUAUUGUCUAAUGUUCAAGCCGUGAUAAUCAAAGUCGCAGCUUUUGGUCUUGAUCCAGAGAAACAUCUUGGGAAAACUUUGGAUCAGAUGGAACCAUAUCUCAAUCAGAUUUCUCAGAAGUAUGGGGUGCAUGUAUGUGGAGAAGGUGGAGAGUAUGAAACCUUUACGUUGGAUUGUCCUUUAUUCAGGAAGAGGAUUGUUAUUGAUUCCUCUGAUGUUGUUGUUCAUUCUGCUGAUGCGUUUGCACCAGUGGGCUAUCUUCGUUUAUUGAACUUGCAUCUGGAGGAUAAACCCCAGCAUGUUCCUUCUCGCAUAGUACUUGGAGCUCUGCAGCCUUGUUCAUCCUGCUUCAAUCUGGAGAUUAACAUAGAAAAUGACAAUUACAGAGAGAUAUCAAAACCACAGGUCACCUGGCAUCUCACCUCAACUAAUCCUUCUGACACUGUAAAGUUAAAUCAUUGGUCUGGGAAAACGAAAAGUGGCUACCAUUGGAUUAGUGGGCCAACUUUUCCCAUGGAAGGAAAAAGCAUUAAUGAUGUGUCAAGGCAGUUAUUUUCAUUGUUACAAGUGGAAUUGAAAAUGAAAGAUUACACGUUAUCAGAUAUUAUUCUGCUUCACCUGUAUAUAAAGGACAUAACGGAUUUUGGCACCAUAAACUCAGUGUAUCAAUCCUACUUCAACCUAAACCCACCUGCAAGGGUUUGUGUGGAAGUCCCAUUACCUGAUGGAAUAUUGCUUCAAGUUGAUUGCCUUUUACACAAAAAUGAAUCAGCUUCCCAAGAUGUAACAAAACAGCAAAAGGAGGUUAUGCAUGUUCAGAGUAUUUCACAUUGGGCACCUGCUAACAUAGGACCUUACAGUCAGUCAAUAAAGAUUGGAGAUGAUAUAUUUUGUGCGGGUCAGAUUGGAUUGGUCCCAUGCACCAUGCAGCUUAUCACAGGAGGUAUCGAGGCUGAAGCCAUACUGUCUCUAAGCCAUGUCCAGAAAAUUCUUGAAGCAAUGAAAAGUGGAACAAAAUUAAGCAAUGUCUUGCUGGCAAACUGUUAUGUCACAGACAAGAAAUAUAUCUCUGUCGUUCAAAAUGUCUGGCAAAAGGCAUUAAAGGGACACAUAGAGGAGGAUGAAGCUUAUCAGAUGGCAGAACCUGUACCUGGGAUACUGGUGGUAGCCGCCAUCCCACAUCUGCCUAAAGCUGCUGCAGUGGAGUGGCACAUCAUUGCCCUGACCAGCAGUGCCAGUGAGAGGAAAUCCUUCAUCCUAAAUAAGAAGCUGGAAAGUUAUGAAAUUGAUUGUAAAAUGGUGAUGUCAAGUUCGAUGUGUCGUGCAGCAGUCUCAUUGACUCUAAGUCUUCUGCUGCCUUCAGUGACUUCAUUGAAUUUGCAAGUUGCACUGCAAGAACUAGCUGUUGCCUUCCAGCAAGCAAUAGAUACACUCCCUCAGGAUGUGCUUCCUCUCUGCUUCAAAAUUUUCUACUGUGAAGAUGCCAUAAAUCCCAGCUUAGUGCACAGAGAUUUGGCACGAUUCCUGGAAGAACUACUGAGCUCGAGAGUUCCGCCUCUGAUUUUGGUGCCUGUAACAGAUCUGUCUGGCCAAAAAAUUCUGCAUGUCAUUUGUUGGCUGACCAGCUAAGGACAAAAGGCAGGGUGGAGAACACUAGGUUAUGAGCUACUGUAAAUCCAUUUCCUCCCUCUACGUAAUGGGAAACAAAAGCAGAUCUCCACCUGUGUUUACAGUAACAGUUCCAAGAUAAUUCCAAUUGUACUGCGAUCAACGCCCGUCUAAAUAGUCACAAAGGGCUUCUUGUUCACGGCCAACUUUGCUAUUAUAUUUAUUGGCAACUGAUAAAUAUAGAAGAGAUGAGAAAAGAUGUUGCAUAUUACUGGCUCUGUAUUUGAAUUUGGUCUAUAAAGUCAGUCAAGUGAAAAUCAAUCUCUUUUGGAAACUGUGCAUAAACUAUCAUAGUAGGUGUUUUCUUUUAUUAAAGUCAUGAUGGACAAAGAUAGAAAGUAAUUUUUAUUUUAUAGCAACUUUUAAAUCUUUUCUCAUUUUCAGAGAAAUUUUAUUGAACUACCAAAUUGAAAAUCAAAUUACAAGAGCAAUGCAAUUAAUUCUUGAUUCCCAACUGCAACAAUUCCCGCAUCCAAACUCUCAACAACCUUGUUCACUUUUCCCCUUGUAAUAUGUUUGACAAACUACUAAUUUUUCUAAGCCAUUGCACACCAUGCCAUCCCUCAUCUGCGAGCUUUGACAGAAUGCGCCAAUCCCUGUAAUGAGCUUUAUUGAUGUUAAACAUCCUUCUCUUGUGUUUGCCUCUUAGCCAUUGUAAAUGGAGAUUCAGGCUCACUUUCCAUGAUCAUAAACUCUAAUUCCCCCAUCAUCCUGGUCAAGGUCAGUUCCUUAGCCCCAUACUGUGGCUGAUCAUGACUGCCCUAUUGUCUGGCCACCUUCGAGCUAUUGGAUGAAUUUUCUGAGUUAUCUGAGAUUAAUACCUGAAAUAUUGAGCCCAGCACCACACAAACAGAGUAUUGUUGCAAAUAAUGACCUUUGUUAUUGACUUAAUUCAGUAUUUGUAUAAAAUAGAAAGGUACUUACCAAUUAAAGCUCAAUCUCCCUGGUGAGUCAUUUUGAUCUGGGACUUGAAAGUGUUAUGAAAUACACUUUAGAGCCUGUUAAGGAAAAGAUUCAUUUUCACUAGCUUUAUAUGUUGUGCAAUAAAUUUGUACAAGUUACUGCACAGGUUGAACAACCUGAUUCUGAGGUAACUGAAUACAUCUCUGAUAACAAUGAAUUAUUGAUGUUCUUCCUUUGAGCGUGAAAUACCCAUAAGAUUGUUCUUUAAAACAAUAAGAAAAUAGCUGGCAUUCACUGUCAUCAUUAACUGUGGCUCAGUAUUUCUGAAGUUAUGACACAACAACCCAGAGCUAUGUUCAGUUGAAUGCAAUAACUGGUAAUUUGUAAACUAACACUGAAAUAUAUGUACAUGAAAGCUGCUAUCUUGUCAAAAACCAUACUGGUUCAUCAAUGUGCUUUGGAAAAGGAAAUUUGCUACUUCUAUCUAGUCUACUAUACAAGAUAUUCUGAACAAUUCUUAGUGUCUUUCAAAAUAGUUAAUAAGAGACUGAAUAUUGAUGAAAAAUAUUGUUUAUCUGUGCUGAGUUUCAAACUUUGCUUAUUCAGAGGGUAUGCCUUCUUUACAGACUUUUUCUUCCACAGGAUUGCAUUUAAAACAAGUACCUCCUAAGGCAUUGUGGGACUUGAAGCUGGUUAAUCUUGGUGGUUAAUUCUUUUCUAUGGCACUGCCCUCUUUCGCCAUUGCAGUAUUGUUUUCACUCUUACAGAAAACCAUUUCUCAUAUCUACUUUUUUAAUCAUGCCAAUGCUUGCCAUUAUUGAAGUGUAUGUUUAGUGAUGUCAGUUUAUUAACUGAAAACAAAUAAAACUGCACCUACUGGAAUGCAAAACAGGAACAGCAAUGCUGGAAGAACAUAGCCAGUCAAGCAGCCUAUGUGGAGAGGAAAACCAGCUAACAUGAGUUCUUAGGACAUUUCUGUUUACGUUUAAGUUUAUUACAGUAGUUGUUAUUCCCUGCUUAAUGUCAGAAUGUUAGAUUCAUUAUUGACAGCAUCAUUGACCAAUGCAAGAUUUAUUAUUCUCUGGUCUGAUUCUGUGACCAAUGAUUUUCUUAAGUGUACUUACACAGUUACAUUUAACAAAGUAGACUUAAUAAGGCCAUCCAAACGAUUUACUCAGUUAAUAGCUAAAUGUUGAUACAGAUUGCAUGAAAUAUUUCUGAAAAUCAGUGUCGGUACUCUGUGUCUUAAGCUUCUACUGUUGAGAAAAAAUGUGGGUUGAUUAAAUUGUAAAGUACUUAGACUCAGUUUGGCCACACAUUGAAUAUGCUACGUCCACACCACAUUAGUAACCAAUUGUGUAUUCAGGAUUACUUAGCCUUCUAGUCAUAACAACUACUGUAGUACCACAAUGUAGGGAAUUUUAAAGCAUCCAAGGAAACAGAUGAUGUUUAAAAAGAAAACAUUUCUUCUGAUUGGAGGUAAUAUUCAUAUCCUUUCAAACCACUCCAUGAAGAAGGCUUGCACAUUCCUAUAAAUGAGGCCAUGUUCAAGAUCAGAUGUUGUCCUAACCUUACUCACCAGCUGUUUUUUUAACUGAAGAGCCAUUUUUUAUUUCAUCCUUUUGUUCAAGUAUCUUGCUACUUCCUAGAAGUCUCAUAAAUCUGUAGAAACAAAAAUCUAAAUUGUAUCAUAAAUCACCUUCAUUAGAGGACAUUUGAGCUUAAAUGGAGUUGUUCUUUGCACAAUACCAUUGCAAAUUUUUGCAUCUUGUGAGCCUGACCACUUGCUCAGAAAAGGGGAAGUCCAAGAUUACACAGCUUUAGUAUAUUAUAAAAUUGACUUCUGUUCAUUUUUAUUGGUAUCUUUAAACUUUAUUGUUUCCAGCUGAUGGUUAAUAAAUAGGCUCAAGAUUUAUAUGUAAAUGUAAUUAUUUAUUGCAAAGAUGUUGAAAAUACUAACAUUGUAACCUAAUUGUAGUUUUUGGAUCAGGGCUCAGUUUUCACGUGAGCUUAUUUGGAAAUGAAAUAAGAGGAGCCUUGAAGCAUGUGAGACUUCUGACAAUGCAAAGCAAUCGUAAAUUGCUUAUAUGCAUUUUAACCGUACUCAGCCUAUUUUAAGUAGUCAUUUUGCACAUUUUAUGGAAAGACAACCCUGGAUUAAACCUGACACAGCACAGAGAAAGUGGUGUGUUUUUUUCACUGUGCUGCAAACUGUGGAGGAAGACGAAAGUGGGCUGCCUCCUGAGUAAGGGAACAGUGAGAUGAAGCGGCCAUUCCAAUUCAAGGAUGUCCUGUUUCAAUCUUAAUUUUUUCCCUUAAAAUUAGCUUUUGAAGUGGGCCCACUGAAAAUGUUCUUCAUUCUACUCCAGGUAAAAGUUAUGUUUUUUAAUGAUAGAAAACUAAGUAGUUGUGAUUAAAGUUCCAUACAGACUGAGUAAUCUCUAUUAUCCAGUUAUUUUGAAGUGUCUUUCCAAACACACACACACACACACACACACACACACACACACACACACACAUAUAUGUAUACAAUGGUCAUCAAUGGCAAAAAGACUAAAAGCAGUAGUUGAUUGCAUGGUUUGCUUUGAAAAUGUUUGAAUGCAAUAUAUUGGAUCUUCUCCAAUAUAAUUAUACUCAUAUUAUACUCAUAUUUUGAAGUUCCUGCCAAAGGCUGCAUGCUAAGGAAGGGUUGAAGUUGUCUUGUGUGUAUAUAUAUGUGACAUGAGCAGAAUCAUUUCAAAUCUGAGGUAUUUAAUUGGUAUUUUCACUCUGUAGUAGGCACAGCAAAUUUGUGUGAUGUGAUCUGAGUAUUUUUGGUUGAGAAGAAAGCCAAUCGGAAAUACAAAAUGUGGAAAAUACAAAUCUGCACACUGAACAAUAACAGAACUAUUUCUGUCUUUUCUGCCCACUCCAAGUAUAAUUUGACUGUAUUCUGAUGUAUUAGAACAUAGUCUAGAUUUACAGACUCUGCACAAAGGCACCCUGAAGCAACUUUUGUAAGUGAGGUUAAAGGAAAUUAGAAAAGCAAAAAUCU